AUGAGCGGAAAAAGUUUUUCUCCAAAAAGUAAACUUAUUAUACACACUGCUUUUCAUCCUAUAAGUAAACCUUCUUGUAAUGUAUGUAACAAAAGUUUUUCAAGAAGAAGUAAUCUGACUAAACACUGUAGAAUUCAUACUGGUGAGAAAUUUUACUCUUGCAGUAUAUGUAAUAAAAGUUUUUCACAAAGUGAUCAUCUGUCUAAACACAUCCGUAUUCAUACUGGUGAGAAACCUCAUUCUUGUUCUAUAUGCAAUAAAAGUUUUUCACUAAAAAGUAAUCUGAAAAAACACAGUCGUUCACACAGUCGUAUUCAUACUGGUGUAACGCCUUAUUCUUGUAGUAUAUGUAAUAAGAGUUUUUCACUAAAAAAGUUUUUCACUAAAAUUUUGUCUGUCAAUCGUGCUCAUACUGGUGAGAAACCUUGUUCUUAUAGUAUAUGUAACAAGAGAUUUUCAUUAAGAGGUAGUUUAACUCAACAUAGUCGUCUUAAUAGUGGUGAGAAACCUUAUUCAUGUAGUAUAUGUAGUAUAAAACCUCAUUCUUUUAAGAAAAAAGAGUUUUUAAAAGCUGACUUUACUGUAUGUGUUUUCACUGGUGAGAUACAUUUUUGUUGUGACAUAAUGGACUGA
Messenger RNA from Parasteatoda tepidariorum (common house spider), 633 nucleotides. Lineage: Eukaryota; Metazoa; Arthropoda; Arachnida; Araneae; Theridiidae. The record is from RefSeq and is a predicted model, not a curated record.